AUGGAUCAAUAUUCAAAUUAUGAGGGUCAACAAGAUCCUUCAUCAGGAAGUUAUAGUUCGUAUCCAUGUGGGUAUACAACAGCUCCAACCAACAGCUCUUCAGAUUAUUAUUACGGAAGUAAUCCUCCAGCAGGAGGUAACAACAGCAGUAGCAGUAGUUCAAAUACUCAGCAACAACCUCCAGCAACGACACAAGGUUACGCUUCUCAACGUAAUGAUAGUUAUGAAGGGAGUGGCUAUUCUUCCGGAUAUAAUAAUAGUUACGGAAGUUAUCCUGCACCGACUACAUCUGGAAGCUAUCAAGCAGGUCAAAGUUCAUCAGCAGGAAGUUCUACGGCCACAGCAUAUAAUUCUGGUAGUGGUUCAUAUGGCAGUGGAGGUAAUAAAACAGGAGGAUAUGGCGAUCGUAGUAGUGAUUAUGGUGAUUCCUCUGGUUAUGGAGGUAAUAAAAAUCCGUAUGGUGAUAGUUAUGGCUACAAGCCUCGAGAAAAUGGUAGAGAAGGUGGAUAUAGCGAUCCUCCAUCAAAAGAAGGCGGUUCUUAUGACAGUUACGGAAGCCGUUCUGACGGUGGCUAUAAGGAUAAUUAUGUGGAUGAUUCUGUUGUGCAAACAAUUAGCGACACGAUCUACAUUUCGAAUCUAAGCAAAGACGUUACUGAAGAGAAGUUGGCGGAAAAAUUCGGUAGCCUUGGCAUGUUAAAAAUAGACAGAAAGACACAAAAGCCAAAAAUAUGGAUAUAUUAUAAUAAAGAUACCGGACUUCCUAAGGGAGAUGCAACUAUAACUUAUGAAGACGCCGACUCAACAGCAGCUGCUAUCAAAUAUUUCGAUAACCAAAAGUUCCUUGAUCAGGUUAUAAAAGUAGAGAUGUCUGUGCGAAAGAUAUCAACCUCAGGAUUUAGAGCUCGUGCUAGAGGAAGUAGAGGACGUGUAUUUACCAGGGGCAGUCGAGGUGGCCCUCCUCCCCGUGAUGGUGAUUGGGCAUGUGAAUCAUGUAAUGCAAAUAAUUUCGCUAGACGUAUGGAAUGUUACAAAUGUCAUACACCUCGUUCUAAUGCACCAGGGGAAGGCGGUUACGGUGGAGGUCGAUAUUCCGGAGCACCUAGAGGUGGGUAUAGAGGACGUCGUGGCGGCACUCCUUAUGGUAGUGGUAGUGGUCGUUAUGGUGAUGACGAUAGAGGCUAUGGAGGCGGAGGCUAUCGCAACAGCGAUAGCUCACAUGGUUAUGAUCAAGGAUACGGGAGACAGAACAAACAAGACGAUCGUCAAGAUCGCAGGGAUAAUUCGAGAUAUCGUCCUUAUUAA
Messenger RNA from Funneliformis mosseae, 1305 nucleotides. Lineage: Eukaryota; Fungi; Glomeromycota; Glomeromycetes; Glomerales; Glomeraceae. The record is from the annotation of a GenBank genome assembly.